Messenger RNA from Fraxinus pennsylvanica, 411 nucleotides. The record is from the annotation of a GenBank genome assembly. NCBI's taxonomy places the organism in Eukaryota, Viridiplantae, Streptophyta, Magnoliopsida, Lamiales, Oleaceae.
AUGUUCUUCAUAUGUGGAUGUUUGUUCCAUGAGCCUUUUCUGGUGCACAUUAAGAAGAUUAUGUGUUGGAAGGGAAGCAAAGGAACACCAUACACAGGUGGAUAUUACUAUGGAAAGAUAAUAUUUCCUACAGAAUAUCCUUUCAAACCUCCAGGAAUCAGUAUGAUUACUCCCAGUGGGCGCUUUGAUCCACAAAAGAAGCUUUGCCUUUCUACGAGUGAUUACCAUCCUGAGAGUUGGAACCCCACGUGGUCUGUCUCCAUCAUUUUAACGGGUCUCCUUUCCUUCAUGAUGGACAGCAAUCCUACCUCAGGCAGUGUGAUGACUACUGUAGAAGAGAAAAAGAGGCUUGCAAAGGCUUCUCUGGCUUUUAAUUGUAAAAAACCAACCUUUAAGAAGCUUUUUCCUUGA